Molecule: messenger RNA, 1662 nt
Organism: Zea mays
Lineage: Eukaryota; Viridiplantae; Streptophyta; Magnoliopsida; Poales; Poaceae
Product: putative protein phosphatase 2C family protein
Exons: 5
Coding region: 30-1451 (473 amino acids)
Biological process (GO): protein dephosphorylation
Molecular function (GO): protein serine/threonine phosphatase activity
Source: RefSeq, marked provisional
CGCGCGAGCAAAGCAAAGCACAAGCAGCAAUGGGGAUCUGCUGCGGCAAGGCCAAGGCGGCGGCAGGGGAGCCCGACGACGACGAGGGCCUGGGCUUCCCAUGGAUGCACGACGACCUGUUCCACAGCCACCUGUGGGCCAGCGCCGGCGUCUCCGUGCACACCAAGCAGGGAUGGAAGGGCGCCAACCAGGACGCCAUGACCGUCUGCCAGGACUUCGCCGGCCAGAAAGGCCACAUCCUCUGCGGAGUGUUCGAUGGCCACGGCCCUCGUGGCCGGGAAGUCGCUCGCCACGUCCGCGACACCCUCCCGGUGGAACUAGCCGCCGCUCUGAAGCCGAGAACCGGGGACGAAGAUCCCUCCGCCUCGAGCGACGCUUCGAAGCCUAAACCUGACGAAGAUGGCUCAGGCGAGAAUGGAGAAGAUGGCUCAGGCAAGAAUGGAGAUGCUUCGAGCAACGCCGAUUUGGAUUCCUUCGACAAGUCAGGAGGUAGCGGCUCGUCCAGCGACGUUACGAGCGACGAGAGCCAGCAGCAGCAGCUGCUGCUGUCCACUUGGAAGAACGUGUUCGUGAGGGCUUUUGAGCAGGUGGACGAGGAGCUGAGGCGGCUUUCAGGAAUCGACUGCAUCUGUAGCGGCACAACUGCAGUCGCUGCUGUUAGGCAGGGCGAUCACUUGAUCGUUGCCAAUCUGGGCGAUUCACGCGCCGUCCUCUGCACCCGGGACAGCAAGGACCGUCUGAUCCCUGUCCAGCUCACCACUGACCUGAAGCCGGAUCUGCCAAGUGAGCUCGCGAGGAUUCUGAGCUGCAAGGGGAGAGUGUUCGCCAUGGACGACGAGCCGGACGUGCCCCGGAUGUGGCUGCCGGACCAGGACGCGCCGGGCCUCGCCAUGGCGAGGGCGUUCGGUGACUUCUGCCUCAAGAGCCAUGGCCUUAUCUGCGAACCUCAAGUCUACUGCAGGAAACUGUCCGAGAAAGACGAGUUCUUGGUGCUUGCUACUGACGGGAUUUGGGACGUGCUGUCGAACAAGGAGGUGGUGAAGCUCGUGUCAUCGGCGCCUGACCCGUCCAAGGCGGCGAGGCAGCUGAUCGACCGGGCGGUCCGAGCGUGGCGGCGCAAGUACCCGACGUCCAUGGUGGACGACUGCGCCGUCGUGUGCCUGUACCUGAACCGGCGGGCCUCACCUGCUCCCGUCGAGAGCAGCAGCGGCCUGCUCCCAGUUCCCGACGACGUGAGGCCGGCCGCGCCUUUCACAGGCAGCAGCUUCCGCAGGGCUCUGACGAGCAACGGCCAGGCGGUGUCGGAGGAGGGGACGACGGCGGUGUGGAGAGCGCUGGAGGGGGUGGCGCGGGCCAACUCCGUGAUCAGGCUGCCGCGCGUGGGCCGCGUGCUGAGCUGGCGGAGGCGGUCGACCUCGCUGGACGAAGACGACGGCGGCGAGCGGGAUUGAUGGACUCGGGCGGGGAGGGCAUCGGAGGUCGUCGUUUUCAUGGCCGGUACACGUAGACGUAGCUAGAUUCGUUCGUGCAUGGGCCGAUGGACGCGAGGUGUAGGAUUUGAUUGGCCUGUCGCAUUCUGGUGUGGCUGUUGCAAUGGAUGAUGCGACAUGGACAGGAGUAGCAUUUCUUUAUCCCUGGCUGAUGAAUCAGUGAGUGCUUUUC